Molecule: messenger RNA, 1137 nt
Organism: Psilocybe cubensis
Lineage: Eukaryota; Fungi; Basidiomycota; Agaricomycetes; Agaricales; Agrocybaceae
Exons: 4
Coding region: 1-1137 (378 amino acids)
Biological process (GO): RNA polymerase II preinitiation complex assembly; transcription initiation at RNA polymerase II promoter
Cellular component (GO): transcription factor TFIID complex; nucleus
Molecular function (GO): protein heterodimerization activity; transcription coactivator activity
Source: RefSeq, a predicted model, not a curated record
AUGACGACUCCAUAUUCAGGAUAUACCCCAUCUACUGCUAGUCAACCAUCUUAUCCAGCCAAUUCAGGACAAACCACACCCGUACAAACCACAUCUACACCUUCACAUUUCACUUCCGUUCUUUCCAAUGUUCAGUACGACUCCCAAAGUCAACCGGGCACUCCUACGCCAGCUGGACGUGGGCGGCCUCGAGGUUCCGCGACGGGAGCGAAGAGAGGACGAAAGCCGAAAAAUCCAGUUCCCGAAGCAUCAUCGCCACGGCCAUUCAUUACAAACUCUUUCGUUGCUAAUCCAUCACCGGCCAUAGCUUCAGGCUCAGCAAGCUCGUCAACUUCGGGUCCUAAUCCACAAUAUCCACGGGUACAUUGGGCUAUUCCGCCACCUGGUGCAGGAGGGGUCGAAAACGCGGAAAGCUCUGUGGAUGGUGCAUCUGGGAGUGCGGUCACUGGAAGCAAUACCAAUGGAGAGGCAGGACCAUCGAACGCAUCAGCAGACCAGCCUGCUUCUGCAUCUGGUCAGAAUGGGACUUCAUUACCCAUUAUAACCGGAGUAAUUGAUCCUGCAUUGACUGGUGCUACGGGGGUUGUGCCUAGUGGCAGUCAACGAGGGACACCGGCACCCGAAGGAUCUGCCGGACUUUCCUUUUAUCCGUCAAGGGGGACCCCCCAGCCCCAAUCAAAUACUGCUCGGGGUGGAACAGUCGGUGUAGACGAUGAAGCUGAAGGGGACGAUGAGCUACUUCCUGCCAUGGCUGACGAUGAUUACUCGGCACAGUUGUCGUGGCAGAGUCAAUCGAAAGAUAAUCUGAAAGUCUUGAUGGACAAUCUGAGUCCAGCACAGUAUGAUCGAUUCGAAGCAUAUAGACGGCAUGCUUUGCCCAAACAGGCUGUUCGGAAGGUGAUACAACAAACACUCGGUCAACAGGUAUCACAACCCGUCGCUCAGAUUAUAGCUGGUUUUUCGAAGGUCUUUGUUGGUGAGAUUGUUGAAAAAGCUCGCGCAGUCCAGACUAGACGCGGCGACACCGGACCUCUAUCUCCUGACCACCUGCGUGAAGCAUACAGGGCAUAUCAAGAAGAAACGGGACACGUAGGCGCAGCACGGCCUAUUCGAGCGAAAAAACUUUUCGUACGAUGA